UAGAGUGUUGGCGAUCGAAUUGAAACCCUAAAAUGGACUAUAUAAAUGUAGGCGCUGUUAUUGUAAAUCGGUUUUAGGGCUUCAGCAGAAGAAGAGGAAGAUAACGAGAGAGAAGAUGCAGAUCUUCGUGAAAACCCUAACGGGGAAGACGAUAACCCUAGAGGUAGAGAGCAGUGACACCAUUGACAACGUCAAAGCGAAGAUUCAGGACAAGGAAGGAAUCCCACCGGAUCAGCAGCGAUUGAUCUUCGCCGGAAAGCAGCUUGAAGAUGGACGAACUCUUGCUGACUACAACAUCCAGAAAGAAUCCACUCUUCAUCUUGUGCUGAGGCUUCGUGGAGGGAUUAUAGAGCCGUCUCUGAUGGCUUUGGCACGCAAAUACAAUCAAGACAAGAUGAUUUGCCGCAAAUGUUACGCUCGCCUUCAUCCAAGGGCUGUAAACUGUCGGAAGAAGAAAUGCGGCCAUAGCAAUCAGGUCUUUCUACUUUGUCCCCUUUGUUCUAUUCAUUUAAUUUUCCAACUAAAGCAAACAUGAUCGUUACAUUGCUCUAUUUAUUUAAAGUUUGUUUGACACUUUUUUUAGAACAUAAGAAAUGUGUUUGAAGAAAAUUGAGGUGCUUUCCAAAAUUUAGACAGUACUUUUAAAAAGUUGAAACAUCAGACCAAAUGCACUCUUACUUUAGGAUGAACCAUUAGAAUCUGACUUUGGUAUGCAGUGCACCAUGCAAAACUCAAAUCAUUUGUUUCUUUUUGCAGCUGAGGCCUAAGAAGAAGAUCAAGUGAGCUCUGGGUGGCUGUUGGUUUUGUGCUUUGGAUUAAUAUUGAUUUGUAAUUUUGAUUGAGGCAAGCAACUGGUUUACAUUUGAAUGAAAUCCGUUGAUCAAUUUUGGGUUA
Vitis vinifera (wine grape) is the source of this 894-nucleotide messenger RNA. RefSeq names its product ubiquitin-60S ribosomal protein L40-like. The record is from RefSeq and is a predicted model, not a curated record. Gene Ontology annotation, biological process: modification-dependent protein catabolic process; translation; protein ubiquitination. The coding region runs from base 116 to 535 and encodes 139 amino acids. NCBI's taxonomy places the organism in Eukaryota, Viridiplantae, Streptophyta, Magnoliopsida, Vitales, Vitaceae. The transcript is spliced from 4 exons. Gene Ontology annotation, molecular function: protein tag activity; structural constituent of ribosome; ubiquitin protein ligase binding. Gene Ontology annotation, cellular component: cytoplasm; ribosome; nucleus.